Molecule: messenger RNA, 4503 nt
Organism: Armigeres subalbatus
Lineage: Eukaryota; Metazoa; Arthropoda; Insecta; Diptera; Culicidae
Product: receptor expression-enhancing protein 2-like
Exons: 7
Coding region: 456-3065 (869 amino acids)
Cellular component (GO): endoplasmic reticulum membrane; cytoplasmic microtubule
Molecular function (GO): microtubule binding
Source: RefSeq, a predicted model, not a curated record
CGAAUAAAGCCAGAUGAUCGCUUUUCGUGACUGGUUGCACAAAUAAACGAUGAAAAUUCGAACCCUACAAAACCCAAACGAUUGGGGAAUCGAAGGAAACUCGGAUCGCGGACCGAGAGUGAGUGUGUGUUCUUCUCUGCAUGAGAUUCCUUUCCCGGUAGUGUUGUUGGUUUUCCGCCGUUAGACCAAAGUGCAACCGUAUACCGCUUCUAUAGCAACUGCUGUUAUUCACGAUGGGUUUCACUUUCGAUGCGGCCGUUCGUGAGUGAGAAUCGUGCACGAGACAAGCGCGCGACACAGGACUGUGUUUAGGGCAAAAUUGAUCAAUAAAAUUCCCUGUUCGCUUCGAUACGAGCAUUGUGGCUUGUGAAAUCGUCGUGAAAGACGACACCUCUGCUGGAAAGUGAAAUUUUUAUGUUUGAGUUGUAAGUUGUGCGAAUUGUUAAGCAUUAAGCAUGAGCCAAAGACAAUAUUACGACAACAAUGUGAGUAGUCUAAUAAAUAAAUUUGAGGUACGCAAAUAUUCUAAAAAUAGCGGAAUGGCAGCGCCAGAUGUAGACAAAAAUGUGUACAUAAGAAGACGCAUCCCUUCGGCCGCGAUCGGUCCGGAGCGGCACGUUUACCUGAACGACUCAGCUGUUUACUACGAUAGUGUUGAAAGUGUGCCGGUUAAUGCCAGGAUUCGCCCUCGAUACAGCUACAACGAAUCCCUUUCUUCGCUAAAUGAAUCAGAUUACGAUGGCGGUGCAUACGACUCUACGGUCGAAGAGUAUCAGGAUGAGCCGGUUACUAUUAGUAAAGAACAGGUCGCCACCUCAUUAUCACGAUUCGGGGCCAUUCUCCAGAUGCUGUCGAAGAUUCCGUUUCCGCGAAUGUCCGUCACCGGAAUGGGCCUGUGCUCACUGGUCGCAAUCUUCAUCUGUCCGCGAACUCUCGGAUCCAAUAUUCUGUUUCCCGGUUUUAGAUUACUCUUCGGCACACUCUACCCCGCCUAUGCAUCGUACAAAGCAGUCAGGACCAAAAAUGUUAAAGAAUAUGUCAAAUGGAUGAUGUAUUGGAUAGUAUUUGCGUUCUUCACCUGCAUCGAGACGUUCACUGACAUUCUGCUGUCGUGGUUCCCGUUCUACUAUGAAAUCAAAGUCAUCAUCGUGCUCUGGUUGCUCUCACCGGCGACAAGGGGCAGCUCUACGCUCUAUCGAAAGUUUGUUCACCCGAUGCUGACGCGACGAGAACAGGAAAUCGAUGACUAUAUUAACCAAGCCAAAGAGAAGGGCUAUACGGCUGUGCUACAAUUAGGAUCCAAGGGGGUCAACUACGCCACAAACGUUAUCAUGCAGACCGCAAUCAAGGGUGGUGGCGGGUUGGUGCAAACCCUGCGCAAAAGCUAUAGCCUGAGCGACCUGUCGGAACCGGAUAUGCACCGCACCCAGGAGGAGAUUGACGAUCUGACCCGGCCCCAGAGGGUGCUCCGCUCGAAAAGUGCCCGAUCCUCUUCCGGCGGUCGCCAAGUGGAAAUGUAUUUCCCCGAGGUGGAGAUAGCCGGGUCACAACACCAUAAUCCACCACCGCCAUAUAAUUACAUUCGAUCCUCAGACGAUAUCAGUUCAGGAUAUUCGAGUGCCGAGCCCGGAUUGAGUCGAACGGCUUCGAUGAGCAAUACCGUUAGACCACGUGUGAAAUCUAAAACACGAGAGGAUGACGAUGAAGUUUUCUAUGAUGGCAGAGACACAGACCGAUACUAUGGCAAUGGUUCUCAGUUGAAUUCCCCUUCCGCCACACUAUUUGAAAUCCCUCCAAGUCCCCUUCCAGCGAUAACUCAGGCUAGUUUUCCAUCCGAUACUUACAGUCAUCCAAUUUACACAACACAUUCUACCUCAGUUCCUUCAUUUCCAAAUUUUAUUCCACCGGAAGUAGAACAGAAAUAUGAGCUUUUUCUUCAAUGGAUGGAGUCACAAAAACAGGGCAGUUCUAAUGAAAUCAGAUCAACUCCGACCGAGGAAACAAGACAUGAAGACAUAGCUCUUCUUAGAGAUUCAAUUACAAAUGAAAUGCAAAUUCAAUCAGAUGUAAGCUCGGUUACAAGUCUCGACGUGCCCAAUAAUAAUCAUAACGAGGAACUAAAUUUGAAUUCCGUACCUGAAAUAGAACAAUCGGAAAAAAGUUUCUCAGAAGAUAUGUUCCGCGACACUGUGUCAGUCUCUAGUGAGGAUGAGUUCCUAGAGGUUGUUCCUGAUGUUGAAAACGAAAAUGACGAAGCUGACGAUACUGCAGCUGAUACUAAUGUGGACUCGAAAAAUGUUCCAACUGAUUCAAUAGCGAAGAUCCACGACACGAUCCCAAUUGAUAAUAAUGAUAGUAAAAUACCUGGGGAAGGUGAAGUACCUGGUGAAGUCGUUACUAUUCCAUCGGUAGUUUGCAUUUUGCAAGAUAAUGUUCUGCCCGACAAUCAAACAGAAAAACUUAAGCCACCCACUGACGACGAAACACAUGCCGACCUUCCUACAUUCCUGAAAGAACGACUUUUUAUUUCGGAAGAUGAUAUAACUUGUAACAAAGAACCCAUUGAACAAUUUACUGAGAGCAAAUCUGAUCCUGACUCAACUGAAAAUUCAAAAUCUAUAGAAGAGUCUUCGAAUAAGUUGAGCAUUUCUUUCUCAAAUCUAACAUCAUCCACAUCAUCCUUAGCUCUGUCCGACGGCAGCAGUCACAUGGAUGAACUUGCUCAUAAGAAGCCGCUUUCCCAUGGAAAGCGAAAAGCUCCUCCGGUUCCAAAUCCCGUUAAACCGAUCAUCGAAACAGUUUCUAUUAUUCCUAACCUACCCGAAAGAGUUCAUAAACCACACGUGGACCCGAUUCAUCCCACCACUCCAUCAGAAAUCGUUCACCCUCUUAGAUCAGCAACAGCUCUUGAUAAAGACAAAGACAAAAAACCCAAGUCAAAGAAGCUGAUGAGUUCGUUUACGGGAAUUUUCAAACACGACAGCCCGUCUUCUUCGGGGACGUCCAAUCCGAACACGUCAUCCCCUACCAAAGAUUCGCUUCUGCCCAAAGAAACUGAAAUCUAGUGCUCCCAUACCACCCGACCCCAGUCUCUUCCUAGCGUACUCGGGAACUAUUGCUUGAUGUUCUUUCUCGACUAGACGAUCUACACAGCCAUCUGUUUCUAUGGAAUUAAAGUUUACCAUUUUCUCCAGCUGAUAAAAUGUCUGCAAGCUGCACAACAUUACCUCGUUCGAAGAAACCGGAAAAGGUCAUCAAGACGCGCUCGAAGACGGAGAAGUAAUUCCCGCGCGAAGGGUAUCAAUGGAGAUACCACUUCAUUCAUGUUAUGUUCCAUGCUUUAGUUCUUAUAAGUUUCAACUAUUCUACAAUUCACACAUCUCGAAAGGUGCUUUAUGUAAUGGUAAUACAAAGGUUGAUGAUAAAAGUCGUAUGAAAAGCACUAUACAAACAAGAGCUUAAUCGCGUCACAAUAGUUAUUGCUUUCGAAACGAAUAAAUACCAAGGAUAUUAAUCAAAGACAAUUGAUUACAAAUUGUUUACGCAGACAGCGAAAAUGCGAUUAAGAUACUUUUUAACACAAUAUCAGAAUAUCUUCAGAUGAAUUCAAGAAGAAAGCAUUUAUUAUUAAAAAAGAGCAUUAACUAGCAUUAAUGUUUAAGGAAUGCCAAAAUCUAAAUAAAUAGAGUGAAACAUUGAUCCUUAGGAAAUGGAACUGAUUAGCGGAAGAUUUUUUUUUAUCUAGAAAUAGUUAUCUACGUAAAACCUUAAAUUAUUAUUUUUGCGAUUUCCUGUGGGUGUGAUUUGGUUGACCGACAAAUUAUUUAUUACUUACAUAUGAACAUUUCGCUGCUUUGCCCACUUAAAACGAUUUCGCUUGAUCUCUUUUCUCAAUGUAAAUACCUUCUUGAGAAUUAUUACUUUACAAUAGUGAAAAUUAUCAAUUUCUUGUUUUCCUAGCUAGCACAUUGAAGAAAAAUGCUUACUAAUAUACGAUGAAGUGUUGUUAAGUAUUUUCAGACAACAAUUUAGAUUCAAUUUUGAUUUUCAAAACACAUAUCUUCUAUGGAAAGCACCAACAUUGCAUACUUCACAACGUGUGGGGUAUUGUGUGCGAUGGUUUAAAAUCAUAAUAUAAAAGCUAAGAUUUCAACCCCGAAGGCAUGAGCCUGCGAUACAUCUGUUAAUUAUUUCCUUUCAGCAGGAAAUCGUAAACACAAAGCCUCAUGAUACAGCGUGAAUCAAUUCUCUAAUUUGAGUUUGACGAGUUGGUUCAAACAUAUGAUACACCAACCGAUGGUAAGCAGUUAAAGUAGGACACUGAAAAUGACACAAUAUAUGCUCAAAUGUAUUACACGUGGUGGAGAACAUUUGUAGGAUACGUGCUAUAUAACUCCAAUAUCGAAGUGUGUAGAGACAGGUUCCAGUAUUUAGUUAGUUCUGCAAGAUUUCAUGACUUAAAGCUGGUGAGAUAAAAAUAAAGUUUCAAUGUUGAACCCAAUA